This is a messenger RNA of Manduca sexta (tobacco hornworm), 929 nucleotides long. RefSeq names its product probable peptide chain release factor C12orf65, mitochondrial. The transcript is spliced from 3 exons. Gene Ontology annotation, biological process: translational termination. The record is from RefSeq and is a predicted model, not a curated record. Gene Ontology annotation, molecular function: translation release factor activity. Gene Ontology annotation, cellular component: mitochondrion. Bases 431 to 850 code for a protein of 139 amino acids. Lineage: Eukaryota; Metazoa; Arthropoda; Insecta; Lepidoptera; Sphingidae.
GGCAACACUGCUAAAAUGUCAACAUUGCAUAUUCAGUUUCCAUAUAUAUUAUAAUUCUCUUUGAUAUUCAGUCUAGUUUAUCCGGUCUCUGAUAUUCUUUUAAAAGUUUUCGUAACCUAACCUCAAAGUUUUUUUCACUAAUAAAAAUAGAAUGAAUGGAUAGAAGACGAAUUACAAAGUUCUUCUAGUGAUUCCUGGCACCGCUAUAAGGUGUCAAGAUUUAACAUGCAGGUUUCGAGAUAUGAAAUUUUAAAACUUUACAAGACCCUAUUGAAUUAUUCCAAGUCUCUUAAAUUGACAGACCCGGUUUACUUUAGAAGGAGAAUAUCUGCAGAGUUUAAAAACAACAAAACAUUGACAAAAAGUGAAGAUAUUUAUUUUGCAUAUCAGAAAGGUGAAGCAUUACUCCAAAGAGGUUCUGUUGUUUAGAAUGAUCAUAAAUAUAAUAUCUAGCUUCAAAACCUUCCGGCCACGAAUUCUUGCAGCACUGAAACAUACCAUAGAUUAUUCUAAAGUGCCCAUGAUAAAUGAAUGUGAUUUGUCAGAGCAGUUCAUCAGAGGAAGUGGACCGGGAGGCUCAGCUGUAAACAAAAAUUCCAACUGUGUAGUUCUUACACAUAUACCAACAGGCACAGUAAUAAAAUGUCACACAAGCAGAUGUCAAGAUGAGAACAGGAAGAAGGCUCGGGAGUUAUUAAUUUCAAAGUUAGAUGAAAUAAUGAAUGGCGAAGCAAGUGUUACGGCUCAGAAAAAACAAAUUGAAGAGAAGAAAUACAAAAGAGCGGAAUACAAGAAGAAGAAAAGGGCUCAAUUGAAGGAAGAAUGGCGAAAACGGGAAGGACUAGUGUAGUAUUAUAGCAUGUAUAUACUAAAACAAAGCAUUUUGCAGCAAUAGUAUUGAAAUAAAAUUAGCAUAAGGUUCAAAAUGA